GCCCCGGCCCGCCAGUGUCAGUAACGCUGCGAUAGUCCGCGAGUGAGUAAGUGAGUGGGAGAUACUUUCACUGCAUGUGCGAGAACUACUCACGAUAAACUAAUGAUUUCAAGAAGUGCCGUGUGGGGUCUGCUGCUAUGCUGGUGUGGACUGGUCCAGGUAGGACAUCCCAUCCAGUACACCCCUGGGGCUGGGGACUGCGCCCUCCUCCUCGGCAACGACCGCAGCUCACUGUACGACUACGGCACCAACCUCCUCAGAGGCACUCUUGACUAUGAGGGAAUGCCGCCGUGUAUAACGUACGACGCCAUCAAUCAGGCUUACAUUGAGGCCAGGAAAAGAAUACAUGUUCAAGUUCCCCCAGUGGAACGUAUGUGGAGCACGGACGAGAUUGCCAAAGUCGGUGAACUUUUGCUGGACAUCACAGCACAGCUCACCAAAACGUAUGGUCUGAGUUUGGAGGAGAUAGAGACAGGACUGCCACAGAUUGACACAUCUAAGACCCUGAUACAGGAGGUCUGCCCUCCCUACCCAUCUAACAUGUAGUAGUGUAAUCAUGAUCUUUGCCUCUAGGUAUGGUCUGAGUUUGGAGGAGAUAGAGACAGGACUGCCACAGAUUGACACA
Messenger RNA from Macrosteles quadrilineatus (aster leafhopper), 625 nucleotides. RefSeq lists its product as uncharacterized. Bases 103 to 546 code for a protein of 147 amino acids. The transcript has 5 exons. NCBI's taxonomy places the organism in Eukaryota, Metazoa, Arthropoda, Insecta, Hemiptera, Cicadellidae. The record is from RefSeq and is a predicted model, not a curated record.